Messenger RNA from Penicillium salamii, 1131 nucleotides. The record is from the annotation of a GenBank genome assembly. NCBI's taxonomy places the organism in Eukaryota, Fungi, Ascomycota, Eurotiomycetes, Eurotiales, Aspergillaceae.
AUGCCCUUUGUCCUCGCGUCCACACGUUCCUUAUCAUUUUGUUUCUGGUCCAAUGUUAGGGACCGCAUGCUUUGUCUUGAUUGGCAGGUCUUUGUGCAUAUCUCUUCAAUGCACUUUUCCAACAAUACAGCACAUUUCAACUCUGUAAGUUCAAUAUCAGCCAUGGGCUCAGGAACAAAGCGUGAACUCUCCGAUGAACAUGAACAAUCCAGCUCAAAGAGGCAGUGUGUAGAGGGCGCUUUAUAUAAUCCGGAUCCCAAUUGGCCCCAACGUCAAUACGCGCAAACUGGAUCGAGUGGCUCUAGUCAGCCACAUGAAGCGGAAUACGGGGAGCUUCUCUCGGGUGACCCGGAUUUGGUCGACUGUGACGAUCCGGCUACGAUUGCCAAGUUUGACCAAGACGGAAGCACUUACAUUGAAUGGAUGGACAACCCCGAUCAUCCGGGAUGCCCAAUUCAGCUCUCUACCAUGACCUUUCAGGAAGUUAUUUGGGCCAAACUGAAGAAAGAUAGAUACAGAGCCGUCAUGCCGAAGUUUUCCCCCCCGUCCGUCGACCUUGUGAGCGACCUUGCAGAACUAGGCUUGCCCACCGGGAGAGUAUACCGCGAUGUCUGGCUCCAGCGCCACGGAAUUGCCCGUGAUGGUCGCCCUAGAUUUACCGAGUUCGCAAACAAGACUGUUGAGGGUGCUAUUGUCGCUGACGCUAUUUUCCGCUUCCAUGGACAUCAUUGGUCCGAAAUUGCUCUUGCGCAGUACAGGAUGGACUUUGACAUCAACACGCUCAGGCACAUUUACUUCCAUAACGUGGUAAACACUCAGACCUAUCCCUACGUGAGACGGGUUAUUUACAAACUGCAUGAAAUCCCGUACAACUCCACUUCCAUGCCAACCGUUUGGCACUAUCGCUCCCGACGGUUUCGGGAAAUUAUUGGAACAAGACUAGGAAAGUCUGCGGCAAGUAUUGUUCUAGGUGCAUGGCCGCGAGGUACUCAUCGUAUCGAAAGAAUCCAAACUUGGGUUUCGUCUUUGGGUGACCUUAAUAUGCGAUUUGAUAUCGAGGAAAUCACCCCUUCGCCACGUUCGUCUUCAAGUGACGGUAUUCCACACGGGAGCGACAUUUCGAUUGACUGA